GCAUCACACACGGUGCUAUCUUCUCUAAUAAUAAACUGUUCAUCAAAAUGAUGUAUGCAAACUACAGAAUUAGUACUGGGUUCAAAAUCUUUUCUAUGUAUUGCUUUAAUCCAUUGUUUACAUAGAACAGGAUCUUUGGGAAAACUGAAAACAUUAGCCCCUCGAUGUGGGUUCCUGUCCGUGGUGAGGGGACUUCCCAGAGAUGGUCUAGAAAUUCCUCUUUACCAUCCCUGGGAUCUGAACGCCCACCCACGUGUUUGCCGUGCGUGGUGUCCCGUAUGCCGGAAAGGGGGAUCCUGGUAGUUGAGGGGCAACAUAACGUCCCCAACACACUGCUUUGGCCCCUGCUUCGGAUAAACGGGAGGCUCAAAUCAGGCUCCGUUUGAGUCAAUUGGCUGGUCGUUCACUCAUUCUUGACCUCGGCUUGGAGUCAACUGAUCGAUGCAGACCGGGCAGACAUGUCAUACAAGAUGUGCUCUUCUUGACUGCAUUGUGAGGGUAUAGCUCCUGGGAAACCCUGGUGUGACGGUCUAUGGGAGUUUCCCAUGUGACUGCAUCCCCUCGUUGGGCCCCGUGGUGGGUGGGGUCACUAGGAGCUGAAUGAUUAUCUUUAAAUAUGGAUUCUUUAAAAUCUAAGACAUUUACCAAGGCACUGCCACCAAAGGAGGUUAAUUCCUCCAAUCAACCAACCUACCUUAUCGUUCACGCUACAGGAGAAACACCUAUGUCUAAACGCUCUCCUUUCUUAAUCCAGAAACUUUUCGAAUCAACUAUUGGGCAUGUUAAAAAAAUCCAAAAAUUGAGGUCGGUAGAUCUACUCGUAGAAACAGCCUCCCUUCAACAGUCAGGAAAACUUUUGAAUUUAAAGUCUCUAGAAGACAUACAAGUCACUAUCACGCCACACACAAGUUUGAACUUAUCACGUGGUGUGAUAUCUGAAAUUGAUCUGAUGUCUGAGGACGAAUCAGAUAUUCAGAUUGGCCUUUCAGACCAAGGAGUUACUGCUGUACGACGCAUCUUCAUUUGUCGAGAUGGCAAGAUAAUUCCUACAAAACAUUUAAUCGUCACAUUUAACAAACCAACAAUACCAUCUUUUCUUACCGCAGGAUAUUUGCGCUGCUCGGUUCGCCCAUAUAUUCCAAAUCCGCUGCGUUGUUUCAAAUGCCAGCGAUUUGGACAUUCCCAAACAUCCUGUCGAGGCAAAAGUUUAUGUGCACAGUGUGGAGUUGAAGGUCACCAGAGUACUGAGUGUACCAGCACUGCAUGCUGUGUAAACUGCAAAGAUGCCCAUCCUGCCUACUCACGAAAAUGCACUGCAUGGCAGAAAGAGAAAGAAAUUCAGCGAUUGAAGACUGUUAAUAACAUAUCUUACCCAGAGGCACGUCGCAUGGUCACUUUAAGUGCACCAGUGAAACAGAAGACAUUUGCUGCUGUUCUGAAAUCCACAAAGACAUGUGGAGUUCAGACAGACAUUUCUGUUUCACCAAUUGAAUCUCUGACUCGCCAUGAAAAAUGUCUGCUGAUACUAUCUACCAAAGAAAAAGAACAAAACAAGACAAAACCACUCAUACCUAAAACAGGGGUAACAACUAGGAAUGUGGGUUCCAAAAAAGCCAGUAAGAACCCUCUUAAUAAAUAACGAAUGAAAGCAGCCCUCUCUAAAUCCAAAAAAUCGGAGACUCAGUCUAUGAGUGAGUUCUCUGACUUUUCAGACGAAGAGACUAAUAAGGAGGUGACACCACCAACGUCACCUUUAAAAGAAAAAGCCCCUGUGAAAUUAAAGAGGGAUAACCUUGCUAAAAAUGCUGCCUCAAACACAUAAUGGAUUAUAAAAUAAUCCAAUGGAACUGUCGUGGUUUUUGCAACAACUUUUCUGACAUUAAACACUUGACAUCAUCUACCUCAUCUCUCUGCGUGGCACUACAGGAAACACAUCUAAAACCUGGAGAAAAUAUUUUU
Molecule: messenger RNA, 1959 nt
Organism: Centruroides sculpturatus (bark scorpion)
Lineage: Eukaryota; Metazoa; Arthropoda; Arachnida; Scorpiones; Buthidae
Exons: 1
Coding region: 617-1639 (340 amino acids)
Molecular function (GO): nucleic acid binding; zinc ion binding
Source: RefSeq, a predicted model, not a curated record